AUGGUUGAUGCAACGUCUCCCCCCGGCGUCAACGCAGUGGUGAAUUACUACGUGCCCAACAGCGAUGGGUCUCCGCCUGCCACCAACGACAUGGCCGUCAUGCUGGGCCAAAAGGACAUGAUUUCCCACAAAAUGCGAAUCCGCGAUCUGCGCCCUUACAAGGAGGAGUAUUCGCUGGAUCGCAACGGCUUCCAGUACGCGACGAUCCACUCCACGCUUACGGAUGCCACCGACGAGACCCAGAUCAAAGAGGUCUACUACCGAGAGAUUGAGAAACUGGUCCAAGAUAUCACCGGGGCCAAGCGGGUGCUUGCCUUCCACCAUGCAGUGCGCACCCGCACCGGCAACGAGUUCGGCGAGCAGAUCAAAGACCGCUACCAGGGCGUCGAGGGGCCCGCGUAUCGCGUACACAUUGACCAGACCCCCCAGGGCGCGCUCAGCAUCGUGCAGUUUAUGUUUCCCGAUCUCGCGGACGAUGUCCGCAACGGCAGUUUCCAGGUGAUCAACGUUUGGCGCCCGUUGACGCGGGUGCAGCGUGACCCCCUGAUGGUGGCUGAUGCGGCCGAGAUGCCGCCCGAGGACCUGCUUCUAAUCAGCCGGAAGUAUUACAACGGGCUGCAUUCGUCCAACUUUGUCAUUAAGUAUGAUGGUCGAAUGGCGGCUGGGGAGGGCCCGACGGAUGGGCUGAGCGGUGAUGGAAAGCAUAGCUGGUGGUAUAUCGGGGACCAGGAGCCCACCGAAGCGUUGGUUUUCUCCUCAUCUGGCUUCCGCAAUGGAAAGGCGAUCAUCGGCACGGCACAUGACCUUUACUCGGCAGAACCAAUGAUAAAUGCAUAUGAACGCAAGAAUGCUAGCUCAUUAUAUGGCCAUGAUGAGUCCCAGAUAUAGAACUUGUUCAUCUAUUGACGCUCUGACGUCAACGGAGUGACGCAAGAGGGGACAGCUCGUGCAUGACCAAUGCUAGCUGAUGCUCUAGACGAUUUGUUUCUCUAUUCGGAUAUUGAUCUAUGCAAUUUCCCGUUACCAUUCACCGACGACAUCGCCGGGCCGCCUCGUGCGCAUUCCGCGCGGAGCUGCGUAAGAAAACCGCAUCACAGAAGGAACACCGCAGCUUCGCCGAUUCCCCCCUUCGCUCCCGC
Messenger RNA from Aspergillus nidulans FGSC A4, 1139 nucleotides. RefSeq lists its product as uncharacterized. The record is from RefSeq and is a predicted model, not a curated record. The transcript has 3 exons. Gene Ontology annotation, biological process: terpenoid biosynthetic process. Gene Ontology annotation, molecular function: oxidoreductase activity. Bases 1 to 888 code for a protein of 295 amino acids. NCBI's taxonomy places the organism in Eukaryota, Fungi, Ascomycota, Eurotiomycetes, Eurotiales, Aspergillaceae.